This is a messenger RNA of Didymodactylos carnosus, 2960 nucleotides long. NCBI's taxonomy places the organism in Eukaryota, Metazoa, Rotifera, Eurotatoria, Philodinida, Philodinidae. The record is from the annotation of a GenBank genome assembly.
ACUUUAAGUAAAAAUUUUGAUGUAAAUUCAUCGCUAUUAGCAGAAUUUGCGGAGUUGGCAAUGAUAAUGAUUGAGGAGUUGGCAAUAAUAAUGAUUGAAAAAAGAAAUGUAAAGCAAGUCGAACACGACUUUGACAUUUAAUACUCACCUUAUCUUCUUUCAUUUUAGUUAAUUCAUAAAAUGCAAGUGGAGUAUAAUCUCUACCGACCAUUCCACCCAGAGUAAAUGUAAUACCUUUAUGAGCUUUGGAAUUCCUAAUAAAUUAGAUAGAUGAUACGUGUAAAAAAUAUUUAUUCAUCUUAAAUAAAUUUACUUUGCUUUCCAGGAUACUAAAAAACUAGUAUCCUAGAAAGCAGAGUAAAUUUAUUUAAGACGUUUGUCAUAGACUGUACCCUAUACGAUGAAGAACGCUUAACACUGACGAGGGAACCUCUUGAGGUUAUAAAUCGCUUUUGAACUCGGACUACUUGUAUCUUGUAGACCUCAGUGAGUAGUGAAAUACCCUAAGUUGGUUCAUCCCCAUGGUGCUUUGUUGCUGAGAUAUUGAAUUUUUAGUCAGUUUUUGCCUAUAGAGCUUGGAUUUCGAGCAAAAUCCGACUUUUGAAUUUUGACUUGAAACUUGCCACACUGGUAGUCCAUGGUCAUAGUAGUACGACGGGAGAAAAUUCGGUCCUAAUGAAUUUUCCUGCCUUGAGAUAUUGCGACUUGAACAUCUGACCUUCACCCUCACCUUCAGAUGAAAUAUUCGAGUCUCAAUAUCUCAAGGCAGGAACAUUCAUUAGGACCGAAUUUUUUCCCGUCGUACUACUAUGACCAUGGGCUACCGGUGUGGCAAGUUUCAGGUCAAAAUUCGAAAGUCGGAUUUUGCUCGAAAUCCAAGCUUUAUAGGCAAAAACUGACUAAAAUUCAAUAUCUCAGCAACUGUAAAUAAAGCAACUUCAGACCGCAAAAAGACUGUCUGAAGUCGAUAGAGUAGGGUGGCGUAGGGUAUGAAAGCGUACAAAGUAGGAUAGCCUAGGGCACGAGACGUUUCUAUAUGGUAGAAUGCAGGGUACAAAAAAAAAGAACUGCUCUGCAGAUGAGUUGUCUGGAAUCCCCGAAAAAUAAGAGCUUCGGUCAUUUUUUGGGUACAUUCACAAUCAAAUGUUUUUGUGAACACCAAGAUUUACAGAGAAAGCUGUUCUGGUCAAAAUGAGAUAUAGUAACUCUGUGCGAUCUCGCGUUAAAAAGUUACACAUAUUUUCCUAGAAGCCUCUAAAUGUAUCAAACCGUGCACGGCGUUUUCUAUCAAAAUUGUUUAUUUCAUUCACGACUGUUCGUAUUUCCAAAAUUUCAGAAAGAUGUUUGAGAACUCUGAUUGGAUUUCCAAUAAAGCUAACACGUGUGACGAAAGAUGGAUAGCGCCCGAUCGUGAAUAUUUUUUGCUGUAGUUUUCAAUAGAGAGAAGGAUUUUUUAAAAUCUCAUCGACGGAUGGUAUAAAUAAUUUUUAUAGGCGACACUAUAUGUAAACUAAUUGAGGUUCCCCCCGGGUCAGAAAUGACGAUUUUCGUCAAAAAUAUCGAUUUUGAGGGAAGUACAUGAAUAACGGGUGAGUCAGAUUAAAUUGUCGAUUUUUCAUACGCUGUUUUCUCAAGUUAGGCUCGAUCAGAAAGUUUGGUUGUGGUGCCAAAAGAUAGAGAAUCUGAUGCAGAUUUUAUUGAUAUAUUCCUUUUUAAAUAAGCGUGUAUCGUUCUUUUGUACCAUUAAAAGUGUUGGAUGCCACAAAAAUAUCAUUUGCUCAACUACAAAAUCAGAAACGAGUAAAAAUCAAUUUUUCCACAGCUAGAUUAAGCUCAAAAAUUUCUUUGUUGUAGUACGAGAUGUAGAUUUUUCGAUGUAUCUUGCGGUUUGUUGGGUUUGAUACGCUGAGUUACUUCUCCUUCGAAAACUAUAAAACAACGAAAAGACGUCCAAGGACCACGGAAUCCCAAUUUCCUCUACCUUAGUCUUACAGCAAUUAUACUUUUUAUAUCAACAGAUACAUAAUUCGAAGCUCUACAAAAUGCUCUUAUUCACAAUUGUUGAUCUCGUUUCUAACCAAAUUACGAAGUUGAAAUAUUUUUGUUGGCAUGAAAGUGCGGCAAAACUAGAUAGUUAGAUUUAUUUUGUAAACGGUCUUCAAUACAAUAGAACUCUACUCAAAAAUUCGGUUUUGCUUCUCAAAAACAAAUAUUUUUCUGUAAUUUUUCAUAGUUUGUUUGAAUAACGUAUAGAAAAUUAUUUGACAAUUACAAAUAACAUUUUAAUCCAGUCCAGUACUGAGUCCAGUACUGCUCUCUAUUCAAUAGUAGAGCAAAAUGAAAUACAAAAUGCUCACUGGAGCAAGAAGCAAUUGUCUCUAUUUACUGCUCAUGUAGGGGCAGAAUCAGGAAAUCAUUCGAUUGUCGUUGUCUCAGAUAAUCCAUCACACAACAAGUACACCGUUUCGCAAUGCUUACAACAUGUUUUAACAAUUUUACAAUCCCUGCUUCCAGAAUUACAAGAACUCGUUAUAUUCAGUGAUGGUAGUGCAAGUCAGUUUAAGUCGCGCUAUAUGUUAAAACAUUUGACAAAGUUAGCAAGAGAUUACAGUGUUUUACUAUGUUGGCACUUCUUCGCCACAUCACAUGGGAAAGGCGUCGUCGAUGGCGUUGGCGGUACAGCAAAGCGAUUGGUCUAUGAAGAUGUUAUAGUUGGCAAAACAUGUCGAAAUGCAGCUGAUUUUGUCCGUCUCUUGGAAGAUAAAAAUACUCCAAUAAUUCUCAGUGAAUUAUUACCUUCUGAGAUCGACGAUGCUGAAAAUGAACUGAAACCGACCUUCGACAAUGUUAAACCUGUUUCAGAUAUUCAAAAAGUGCACUCUAUGACACUUUUCGAUGUCGAUGAUAUUGAAUGUCGAUACUACUCAAAUAGUGAUGAUGCAAAAGAAAUCCAUUUUUAA